Gekko japonicus is the source of this 1586-nucleotide messenger RNA. RefSeq names its product pre-mRNA-processing factor 17-like. Gene Ontology annotation, biological process: mRNA splicing, via spliceosome. Gene Ontology annotation, cellular component: catalytic step 2 spliceosome. Lineage: Eukaryota; Metazoa; Chordata; Lepidosauria; Squamata; Gekkonidae. Bases 1 to 1065 code for a protein of 354 amino acids. Gene Ontology annotation, molecular function: mRNA binding; protein binding. The record is from RefSeq and is a predicted model, not a curated record. The transcript is spliced from 7 exons.
AUGGGGCCGGACGAGAAAGAUGAACUGCGCAAGUUCAUCGACAAGAACCUGGCUCGUGGUUUCAUCAGACCAGCCUCAUCCCCGUUUGCCGCCAUUCUUAACAAGGCUGUACAUAAACACAGCCCCGCUCGCUGCCAGUGCCUGGCCGCUGCCGCCGGGAGAGGGAGGGGCAAAGAAGGCGCUUCCCCCCCUCCUCACUCCGCCACCGUCAGCCAGCGGGCCAGCCUCGGACCGGACGGCGCCCAAGGGAAGCGAGUGGUCAGAGCGCCGGGCGAGCAGGAGGACCCUGACGGGAUCGCCAUGGCCUUAGCUGACAGCGCUCGGGGGCUGCCCAAUGGGGGCAGCGGGGGAGCCCUGCACGGCGGUGCCCACUCUCAGCACCAGCAGCCCGAGCCGGUGGCGUCGGCGGGCAGCGGACAGUGUAUUUCAAGGUUCACCAACAGAAAGGUUCCUUAUUGUGUCAAAUUCAAUCCUGAUGAAGAUAAACAAAACCUUUUUGUCGCAGGAAUGUCAGAUAAGAAAAUUGUUCAGUGGGAUAUUCGAAGUGGAGAAAUAGUACAGGAGUAUGAUAGGCAUUUGGGUGCUGUCAACACCAUUGUGUUUGUGGAUGAGAACAGACGAUUUGUCAGUACAUCUGAUGACAAGAGUUUAAGAGUCUGGGAAUGGGACAUUCCAGUCGAUUUCAAGUACAUAGCAGAACCAAGUAUGCACUCAAUGCCAGCAGUGACUUUGUCUCCAAAUGGAAAAUGGCUGGCUUGUCAAUCGAUGGACAAUCAGAUUUUGAUCUUUGGCGCUCAGAACAGAUUCAGACUAAAUAAAAAGAAAAUUUUCAAGGGUCAUAUGGUGGCAGGCUAUGCUUGUCAAGUUGAUUUUUCACCUGACAUGAGCUACGUGAUAUCAGGAGAUGCAGAUGGAAAACUCAACAUCUGGGACUGGAAGACAACAAAACUCUACAGUAGGUUAAAAGCCCACGACAAAGUCUGCAUUGGUGCAGUGUGGCAUCCACAUGAAACGUCAAAAGUGAUCACAUGUGGAUGGGAUGGUCUCAUUAAACUAUGGGACUGAAAGCUCUACUAAAUUGUGUGCAUACCAUCUUGAAAAUGCUCCAACGAAGACUUGGUGUGAAAGGGUUUCCCUAGGGAGGAUUAUGUCCUGUAAGAAUCUGAAAAUGGCCACAUGAAAGGGACCGAAGUGGGAAUUUUGAGAUAAUUUUUAGCUAUUGAAAACAAUUAAACUGGGAUACUUCUCUAUGAUUGUCUAAAGAAGCUGAAAUAAACACACAAGCAGGCUCUGCUCUGUUUGGUAAGUGCACGAUUUGUAAGAGUACAGUUUUUCAUAUCUGUAUUACAUAGUAAUAUUUACCUGUUUAUAAAUACUACUUGGCAGUAUUCUUCCGUUUCCAAUUACAUAAAGUAUCACUGAGAUUAUGUUAUAUAUAAGAGAAAUUUGUUACCCAAAACUGUUGCUGUAUUUAAUAGAACUUAUUAGUUGCAUUAAAAUGCACACAGAAACACAAACUUUGAGCAGUUUUUCAUGUCCUCAAUUCAGUUUCUGCAUGUGGGAAAAUUUUCUGCUAAAUCCAACCU